Macadamia integrifolia is the source of this 1693-nucleotide messenger RNA. Its product is annotated as cytokinin hydroxylase-like. Gene Ontology annotation, molecular function: monooxygenase activity; iron ion binding; heme binding. The transcript has 4 exons. NCBI's taxonomy places the organism in Eukaryota, Viridiplantae, Streptophyta, Magnoliopsida, Proteales, Proteaceae. The coding region runs from base 62 to 1591 and encodes 509 amino acids. The record is from RefSeq and is a predicted model, not a curated record.
CACAUAGAGAGAGAGAGAGAGAGAGAGAGAGAGAGAGAGAGAGAGAGAGAGAGAGAGAGAGAUGGGUUUUGUUCAGUUCCUGCUAGCUCUUGGCUUAGGCAUGACAGCUUUUCUCAUCUUUAGAUAUUGGGUUUCUCCAAUUAGUGUUUAUAAAAAGCUUAGAAGGAAUGGUUUUGGAGGUCCAAAACCAAGUUUUCCUCUUGGGAACAUCGAAGAAAUGAACCCAAAGGAGAAGAGAGAUUCUCCUUUGGGUUCUGUAAAUGUUUCCCAUGAUAUCCAUUCAACUGUUUUCUCCUACUUUGCUCGGUGGAAGAAAUUACAUGGAAAAGUAUUCGUUUACUGGCUUGGCACAGAGCCUUUCUUAUAUGUUGCAGACCCAGAAUUUCUGAAAGAGAUGUCUUCAGGAGUCAUGGCUAAGAGCUGGGGAAAGCCAAAUGUAUUUAAAUAUGAUAGAAAACCAAUGUUUGGUAAUGGACUGGUCAUGGUGGAAGGAGAUAACUGGGUUCACCAUCGUAAUGUCAUCGCACCUGCACUCUCACCAGCCAAUCUCAAGGCCAUGGCGACCUCAAUGGUGGAGUCUGCCAAUAAGAUGUUAGACCAGUGGGCUAACCUCAUUGUUUCCCAUGAGCCCACAAUCGAAGUGGAGAGAGACAUCACGAGUACCGCAGCAGAGAUAAUUGCAAAGACAGUCUUCGGCAUCAACGACGACAAUGGCCGCCAAGUGUUUGAGAAGCUAAGAGCCAUGCAGCUCGCUUUGUUCAAGUCUAAUCGCUUGGUUGGAGUACCCUUUAGCAAGCUCAUGCACCUGAAGCAGACCUUAGAGUCUAAAAGUCUAGGGAAGGAGAUCGAUAAACUACUUUUAUCGAUCAUAACUUCUCGGAAGAGAAGAAAUAGCUUUGGAGAUCAUCAUGAUUUGCUAGGGUUUCUGCUUGCAGACUCAGAGAAUAACCAACAGGGGAAUAAGAAGAAGCUUACAGAGCAAGAGCUGGUGGAUGAGUGCAAGACGUUCUUCUUUGGUGGACAUGAGACGACGGCAUUGGCUAUCACUUGGACGUUAUUGCUUUUGGCUUUACACCCUGAGUGGCAAAACCAUCUGAGGGAAGAGAUCAAAGAAGUUAUUGGAGAUGGACCCUUGGAUCCCACCAUGCUUGCUAGACUAAAGAAGAUGGGAUGGGUGUUGAACGAGGUGUUACGGUUAUAUCCAUCCGCACCGAAUACCCAGAGACAAGCAAGAGAAGACAUUCGGGUCGGGCACACAGUGAUACCCAAAGGGACUAACAUUUGGAUUGAUACAGUUGGAAUGCAUCAUGACCGGUCUAUAUGGGGUGAUGAAGUGCAUGAGUUCAAACCGGAGCGGUUCAAGGAUGACCCGAAUGGAGGAUGUAAGCACAGGAUGGGUUACUUGCCUUUCGGGUUUGGUGGUAGAAUCUGCGUUGGUAGGAACUUGACCAUGAUGGAAUACAAGAUUGUGUUAACUCUUAUUCUUAGGAGGUUUUCUUUCUCUCUUUCUCCAGACUAUAUUCAUUCCCCCACCAUUUUACUGUCUUUAAGACCUAACCAUGGCUUGCCCCUUGUAUUUGAAACCCUUUAGAAAGCAUUUUUCAAAUUUUAUUUCAUAAUUUCAUUGUAAGUUGUAAUAUUGAAGAAAUCAAUUUAUCUAUAAAUAAGUAGCAAUUUAUUUGUUUAUUUUCUA